AUGGAGUGGGCCGGGUCCGGGAGCGGGUCCGGGCGGCCGCCGGGCGCUCAGGGGCUGCGCAACCACGGCAACACGUGCUUCAUGAACGCCGUGGUGCAGUGCCUGAGCAACACGGCGCCGCUCGCCGAGCUGCUGGCGCUCGGCCGCUACCGCGCGCGCGGCGCCCGCGCCGAGGUCACGCACCGCCUCGCCGCGCUCGUCCGCGCGCUCUGGACCCUCGACUACACCCCGCAGCUCUCGGCGGAGUUCAAGAGCAUCGUGUCGCAGCACAGCUCGCAGUUCCGCGGCAACGCGCAGCACGACGCCCUCGAGUUCCUGCUCUGGCUGCUCGACCGCCUGCAUGAGGACCUGGGCUCCCCCACGCCCGUCCCGCAGCCCCGCAGUGACGAGCAGCCCGGCGCGGACCCGAGYGGCGAUGCCAGCGGCACCCCCGGCCCUGUCCGGCCUCCGCGCAGCCAGAGCUUCGUGCAGAGCCACUUCCAGGCGCAGUACAGGUCCUCGCUGACGUGCCCGCACUGCCGCAAGCAGAGCAACACCUUCGACCCCUUCCUCUGCGUCUCGCUGCCGAUCCCCCCGCGCCAGACCAGGCCGCUCAACGUCACCUUGGUGUUCCAGUGCAAGAGGCAGCGGUUCGUGCGCGUGGGCCUGGCCGUGCCCCUCCUCAGCACUGUGGCCAAGCUGCGCGAGAUGGUGGCGCAGGAGGGCAGGAUCCCCCCGGAGCAGGUCGUCCUGGCCGAGCUGUCCCCUGCCGGCUUCCGGCGCUCCUUCGCCGACCACGAGGAUCUCGGCGCCAUCGGCGACGGUGACUGCGUCUAUGCCUUCCAGCCGCCCCUGCCCUCGAGCCACGGCGGCGCCCUCCGCCUUGCAGGGUGCCCGCUGAGCCUGCCCUCCUCGCCCAAGGCGGCUGAGCCGGCGGGACAGCGCUUGCCACCGGCUGCCCUCUCCUCCGAGUGCCUGCACCGCGGUGCCGGCGGCCGCGUCCUGCUGCUGCUCUGCAACACGGCGGGUGCCGGCCCCCAGGCCGCCAGGUUCGGGCCCCCGCUGGUGAUGCGAGAGGACCGAGGCGUGUCCUGGGAGCAGCUCCAGCAGAGCAUCCUGGCCAAAAUGCAAUACCUGAUGAGGAGUGAGGUCCAGCUGCAGGGCGCCGGAGGCCUGUUCCGCGUCCGCGUGGCUGGCAGCUCCGUGGGCUGCAGCUACCUGUCACCGCAGGAUGCCCGGCCCCUCUGCCACCCGGCUGUGGACAGGGCGCUGCAGCUGGGYGGCCCGGGCGGCCCUCCCCACGUGAUGCUAACGGUGGAGUGGGACAGCAGCACCAAAGAGCGCCUCUUCGGCAGCAUCCAAGAGGAGGUGGUGCAGGAUGCGGAGAGCGUGMUGCUGCAGCAGCAGGCGCACCAGCAGCAGCACAGCUGCACGCUGGACGAGUGCUUCCAGCUCUACACCAAGGAGGAGCAGCUGGCGCCGGACGACGCAUGGCGCUGCCCCCACUGCAAGGUGCUGCAGCAGGGCACGGUGAAGCUGAGUCUCUGGACGCUGCCCGACAUCCUCAUUAUCCACCUCAAGCGCUUCCGCCAGGUGGCCGAGCGCCGCCACAAACUCACCACGCUGGUGCGCUUCCCUCUGCGGGGGCUCGACAUGGGCCCCCAUGUGGCUCAAAGGGGCCGGGCACCUGGCAAGCAGGUGCUGGCGCCCUGGGCACCCUGGAAGGCCCCGGUCUGCUUACCCGAGAACUGCCAGCUCGACUACCUCUACGACCUGUACGCUGUCUGCAACCACCAUGGCAGCAUGCAGGGCGGGCACUACACGGCCUAUUGCUGCAACUCGCUGGACGGGCAGUGGUACAGCUACGAUGACAGCAUGGUGGAGGGGGUGCGGGAGGAUGAGGUGAGCACCCGCAGCGCCUACAUCCUCUUCUACCAGCGCAGGAACGCCAUCCCCGCCUGGUCAGCCAGCAGCUCUGUGCGAGGCUCCACCAGCUCCUCCCUGUCCGAUCACUGGGUGUCGCGGCUCAGCGCCCAGCGGGAGAGCUUGGGCCCGCGGGGCUCUGCCACGUACCCCUCACUGCCGCGCGCCCCCAGCUCGCCCGGCUGCCCGGAUGCGCCCAGUGGGCUGGAGAAAGGGGGCUUCGAGGCCCGGCCCCUGGUGCGGGGCAUCCAGGGCCGCAGUGUGAGCAUGAAGCUGUCGCCCGCCAAGGCAGCGGUGGGCGCGGGGGCCGCGGCGACGCCCCUGCGCUGGUCCUUCGCCUCACGGGAGCGCGCGCCCGGCCUCUCGGGCGAGCUCGUGGCCUACCUGGAGUCGGGGCGCCGGCCCCGCUUCACGCACGCCUCCAUCGUGCCGCUCAUGAUGGGCACCAGCGCGGAGGAUGGGGCGGGCGAGCGCCGCCCCCGCCUGCCUGCAGCCCCCAGGGUGGCUGAGAGCCCCACGGGAGCCCCCGUGGCUGUGGCGAAAUCCCUUCUGCACUGCUUGGUGCUGGUGGCAAGCUGCUCCCCAGCGCUGGUGAACGGGCAGGAGCUGCCAGGGCACUGGGAGCGGCUGUUGCAGAGCGUGCAGCACUACUACCCCGGUGAAGCCAUCACGGGGCUGCUGCUGCUCUACCCCUCCUGCAUGCUCCACGCACUCGAGGCCUCCAGUUCCGUGUUGUUGGCCGUGCUCCGGGAGCUGCGGGACGCACGGCAGCGCAGGCCGCUUGUCAUGGACGCCAAGAUCCUGGUGCUGUCGCACAACAUCCCCGCGCGCCUCUUCCCGCAGUGGAGCUGCCGGGUGCUGAGCGUGUCAACGGGCCCAGCGCUCGUGGGCGCGGAGCCCCUCGAGGGCCUCGCGGGCGAGUGCCUGGGCGUGCUGCAGCGCCUGGGCCGCCUCCAGCAGCGCUGCGAGGGGCCCUCGCAGCUCCAGCUGGAGCAGGUGCCCGAGCUGCUGCGCUUGGAGGUGGCCAUCGCGCAGCUGCUGGCGUGCAGCGAGCUGCAGAGCCCCGAGCAGUUCCUGCAGGCCUAUGACAGCCCCCUGCACCCCGACCUCGGCRCGGACCACGUGUGGCCGGUCUGUGAGCGCUUGGUGCUCCCCUCCGCGGCGUUGGCGCAGACGUGGCCGAUGGGCACGGCCGCCUGA
This is a messenger RNA of Nothoprocta perdicaria, 3102 nucleotides long. It is a transcript of the gene USP43, whose product is annotated as ubiquitin specific peptidase 43. The coding region runs from base 1 to 3102 and encodes 1033 amino acids. Gene Ontology annotation, molecular function: cysteine-type deubiquitinase activity. Lineage: Eukaryota; Metazoa; Chordata; Aves; Tinamiformes; Tinamidae. The record is from RefSeq and is a predicted model, not a curated record. Gene Ontology annotation, biological process: protein deubiquitination. The transcript is spliced from 22 exons.